This is a messenger RNA of Uloborus diversus, 3254 nucleotides long. Its product is annotated as M-phase inducer phosphatase-like. Gene Ontology annotation, molecular function: protein tyrosine phosphatase activity. Gene Ontology annotation, cellular component: nucleus; cytoplasm. Gene Ontology annotation, biological process: positive regulation of G2/M transition of mitotic cell cycle; positive regulation of G2/MI transition of meiotic cell cycle; G2/M transition of mitotic cell cycle. The coding region runs from base 269 to 1879 and encodes 536 amino acids. The transcript has 2 exons. The record is from RefSeq and is a predicted model, not a curated record. NCBI's taxonomy places the organism in Eukaryota, Metazoa, Arthropoda, Arachnida, Araneae, Uloboridae.
UCAAAUUAUUUGUGUACAGUUGGGUGUUGUCGCUAUUUCUUAAAUUAAUAUUUUAAUGUUUUUGCAUGUAUUUCUUUGGCGGCAAUAUUAAAUUUAAAGAUCUUAUUUCAUUAAUAAAUUAAAAGAGAAAUUCAAAACGAUUUAUUUUCAAGACGCUUAAUGAUAAAACUGGGAAUGCUUAUGUAAUUGAUGAUCUUUUAUUUUUUCGAGUUGCCAUGUCUUAAUGAAGUUUAAUAUUUUCAAAAGAUCUUAAUUUAAUCGUUUCUUAAUGUACAAAAUGACUUCUCCUACGAAACAUAAAAAUAAUGUGGUUGAAGCUGAUGCUUCUCCUCAGCAACAUGAACUUACUGCUUUGUCUCCCGUUACGAACUUAGCAUUCAAUUUGAAAAGCCUUUCUACUUCGAAGUGUGGGACUCCUAUUCGCCGCAUAUCUUGGUCCAACCCAUAUUCAAACGAAGAUUCAAACAUGCAUUUCAUGAAAUCGAUGUCUCCGUAUGUUGAUUCACCUACGUUUUUUGAAAAUGUGCCAAAUAAAUGUAAAUCAAAUUCGAAAUUGUAUGCUAAUUAUAAAACUCUGCCAUCUGAUAGUGAUGAGGAUAAAGAAAAUGCUGCUCCAUCUCAGGUUAACUCAAAAGAUAUAAAAUCGGGAAGCACUAGCUCAAUGGAAUUUGAUUCUCAAGACAGUGGGUAUUCUGGUUUUGGUCAUGAAUUUAGCAAGUCCAGCUUUCAUCCAACCCCACGAGCAAAAGUUAGAAGCUCUAUAUUCGCUGAUGAUGUUGAUGAAGAUAGUUUGGAAAACUUUUUUGAUUUAGAAGACUUUGAAGCUGAACUUACACCUAUGCCAGAUAUGACGAAUUUGCUAACCAAACCUUUACAUGAUUCAUUUAAGGCAAAAUAUCCAUCUACCGCAAAGAAAGAAGGCAAGCAACCUAUCAGAAGAUGCCUUUCAAUGGAUGUAGAUUGUGAAUUAAGUUCAUCCAAUUCACCAUCCCAAGAAAUAAUUUCACAAAAAGGCACCUACAUUGCAACAAAUUCUUUAAAAGAUAAUGCUCGAGAAAGUGAGAUUACUAAUAAAUAUACAUUCAAGCGUCCUGAACCCCCUGAUACCGCACUGUCCUUUCACAAUAAACGGCGAAAAAGUUCACCCUCAAUUGAUAUUAGUCCCAGUUAUAUCUUCAAGAGAUCCUACUCUGAAACUGCAACUACUAUUAUGUAUGCUUUGCAACAAACUGAACUGCAGCCUGAGUUGAUUGGCGAUUGUAGCAAGGCAUAUGCUCUACCACUUAUAAGAGGACGUCAUCAGGAUUUGAAGUGCAUAUCAUCUGAGACACUAGUCAAGGUUUUAAAGGGUGAAUUUCAUGAUGAAAUUACAUCCUGUACCAUUGUGGAUUGCAGGUAUCCAUAUGAAUUUGAUGGUGGACAUAUCCAAGGUGCAAAAAACAUUUACACGAAAGAAGAUAUAUUGGAAUUCUUUUUAAAAGAUGGUACAUUCUUCACAUCAGGAAGAGACAUUAUUGUUUUUCACUGUGAAUUUUCUUCAGAAAGAGCUCCCAAUUUGUGUCGCUUCCUAAGAAACAAAGAUCGUGAAAAAAAUGAAGGUAGCUACCCUCGUCUUCAUCAUCCUGAAAUUUACAUUUUAGAAGGUGGAUACAAAGCUUUUUAUGAACAUUUCAAGGAAUAUUGUGAACCCCAAAGUUAUACACCAAUGAACCACAAAGAUCAUGGCUUUGAUUUGCGCCAUUUUCGAGCUAAGUCAAAAUCUUGGGGAGCCGAUUCAAAAUUGCGCUACACUUUGAAAUCGUCUGUUCCAAAGCAGCAAAAUGAUUUGGGAGUUUUGUCCGAGCGAUUUUCACAUGGUGAUAUUUCAAGCUCACAAUAGCUCUCAGUGUAAUGUUUCUGAUCGUGGAAGGAACUAACUAUAAGUCAGCAAUCCUUGUUGAACUACUCUGAAAAGAAUGGUUUUCAAGUGCUUCCAAAAAUUUUAUGAGCCAAGAUUACAAGUAUAUGAAUUACAAAAUUUAUUGCUCUGAUUGCCCCAUUUUGAAGCUAAGUCAAAUUCUUAACCAGUCGAUUCAAAAUUGCGCGAAUGUUACAAUCGUCUGCGUUAAACCAUUAAAAUGAUUCUUGAGUUCUGUUGGAAAGAUUUUGCAUGAAAAAACCUUCAAGCUCAAAAUUGCUGAAAUUAUUUUAUUUCAUAAAAUGCUUAGUACAAAUUUUUAAAUACAUUAGAUUUAAAAUUUCAUGAUCUGGCAAUGAGCAAACUCAAUUUUAAAAUUAAAGUUUUAUAUUUUUAUAAUUUUUUAGCUUACUUGAUAUUUUUGGGUAAUAUAAUUUGUUUUUAUGAAUAGUGUUCUUUUUAAUUUGUAAUAUAUUUGUGCUAUUCAGUGACCUAAAUUUUUGAGGUAAUAAUGUACUGUAACGUUUUUGUUAUUGAGUCCCAAGUAUUUAAAUACACUGUAUACUUGAAAAGAUCAAAACAAGACAUUUUUCUUGGCUAUUGCAAGAAAUUGUAUGAUUAGGGAUUUCUUCUUUUUCUUUUCCCCCUGAAUACUUUUAGUUAUUAGCUUGUUCAAAAGAAUUCUUUUUAUAGAUUAAUUAAAAAGUUCAAUGUUUUGGUAUUUUAGUGUUCACUGCUGCUAAAAUUGAUUUUUUAAAAAGCUUUUAGUUUUUUUUAAAAAUAGAAUGAUAUAUUAUUAAGUCAUUAUUUUUUACUACUAAUUACACAAUACAGUUUUAAUUAUGAAUUCAGUAUGAGCUCAAAUCAGCAUGAGAUUAUAAACGAUAACAGAUUUAUAUAUACAAGUAUAAUGACUUUUUGUUCAAACUGUUGGUUAAAUUAAAUUUGGUCAUCUUAUAAAUUAACAUUGGAUUCCUUACUGUUAACUCUAACUACUAUUCCUAAAGGUAACCAUCAAGCUUUCUAUACAAGCUCAACACUUUAAUGUAAUAGGUGUAAGUAAAUAUUUAAGUUUUAUUUCACAUGCUUUUACCUUUUCUUAAAAACAGCUGAGAUUCAUUAUUUCCAUAAUCUGUAAUCAUGUAUAAGCAUGUAGUUUGUCUUUUCUAUCUCAUAUUUUACAAUUUGAACCUAUUGUUUUGUAUGAAUUAUGAGGUUUUAUGCAAGGUUCGUAUGGGAUUCAUCAGGGAGCAAUUUCAAGCAUUUCCUUUUGGAGUGCAAUUUUAUUUAUGAUGAAUGUAAUUUAAUGUAUGAAAUUUGUAAUGUAAGAAUGAAUUUUGCACUUAAGUGUAAUAAA